Molecule: messenger RNA, 1707 nt
Organism: Drosophila albomicans
Lineage: Eukaryota; Metazoa; Arthropoda; Insecta; Diptera; Drosophilidae
Gene: Cyp4s3
Product: probable cytochrome P450 4s3
Exons: 3
Coding region: 85-1572 (495 amino acids)
Molecular function (GO): oxidoreductase activity, acting on paired donors, with incorporation or reduction of molecular oxygen; heme binding; monooxygenase activity
Source: RefSeq, a predicted model, not a curated record
AGAACCGAACGGUUGUUUGAUUCGCAUUGUUGCAAGCCCCAAACACACAACUUUUUUUUAUAGACUUGCAAUUGAUCGACGACGAUGAAUACGUUGGCAUUGAUUGCGUUCGCCUUGUGGGCGCUUUUCAUGCGCUACUUGCCGCACAUUUUGCGCUUCUUGCAGCUGCAACGAUUUAGCAAAACCUUGCCGGGUCCCAGCAUUGGCGAGCUAAUAGCGAAUGUCAAAAAGGGUGAGAUCCUCAAUUGGCUGAAAGAGUUGCGAGAGCGACAUGGUCCGGUAUUUCGCAUUUGGUUCGGCAAGGAUCUGAUGGUGUUCUUCACCACGCCCGAGGACAUUAAACAGCUGCUGGGCAACAAUUCGCUGCUGCAAAAGUCACGCAACUACGAGUUAGUCCAGCCCUGGUUGGGCAAAGGUCUUCUCACCAACGGCGGAGAAUCUUGGCAUCGUCGUCGCAAGCUCUUGACACCUGCGUUUCAUUUUCGCAUACUCAGCGAAUUCAAGGAGCCCAUGGAGGAGAAUUGUCGCAUCCUUGUGAGUCGAUUGAAGCAGCAUGCCACAGAUGGCAAACCCUUUGAUAUCUAUCCGUACAUCACGCUCUUUGCCCUCGAUGCCAUCUGUGAGACGGCGAUGGGCAUCAAGAAGCACGCUCAAAUGCAAAGCGAUUCGGAAUAUGUGCGUGCGGUGCAAACCAUAUGCCACAUCUUACAUCGCCAGAGUUUCUCGUUCUGGCAGCGUUUCAAUGUGCUCUUCCGCUUCUCGGAAGCGGGUCGCACACGCAACGCCGCCUUGAAGGUGCUGCACGAGGAAACCUAUCGUGUGAUCAACAUGCGACGCAAGCAGUUGCAGGAGCAGCAACUCAAGGAGGAGGAACAAAAGUCUGCCUCGGAGGCAGACAAUGAUGUCGGGGGCAAGCGACGUUUGGCCUUCCUGGAUAUGCUGCUGCUGUCACAGCUUGAAGGAGGCGGCUCCGAGUUGAGCGAUGUCGAUAUACGCGAAGAGGUCGACACGUUCAUGUUUGAGGGACACGACACCACGAGUUCGGCCAUCGCAUUCGCCAUCAGUUUGCUGUCGAAGCACGCGGCUGUCCAGCAACGUGUCUACGAAGAGGCCGUCGAGCUGGAGGGCAGGGAAAAGGAAUCGAUGCCGUAUCUCGAGGCGGUAAUCAAGGAGACGUUGCGUCUGUAUCCCUCGGUGCCGUUCUUUUCACGUAAAGUCCACGAGGACUUGAGUGUCGGCAAGCUCACGAUACCCAAAGGGGCUUCGGUCAGCUGUCUCAUCUAUAUGCUGCAUCGCGAUCCUGUCAGUUUUCCCGAUCCCGAACGCUUCGAUCCCGAUCGUUUCUAUCUCAACGAACAGCAACUGCAUCCGUUUGCCUUUGCCGCCUUUAGCGCUGGACCGCGAAAUUGUAUUGGGCAAAAGUUUGCCAUGCUCGAGCUGAAAUGUUCGCUCUCGAUGCUGUUGCGUCAUUAUCAAUUCCUGCCCGUUGCCGAUCAUCAGCCCAAUCCUUUGGCCGAGCUCGUCAUGAAGAGCGGCAAUGGCAUCAAAGUCUGCAUCAAGGCGCGCAGUUAAGCUAAGCACAUAAAUCACACGACUUGAAUCUUUUCCAGUAUCGGACAAAAAUCGUAUAACUAGCUAACAAAUGUACUUUAAUUCCAAUUUUUUUGUUGUUUAUGUUAAGUAAGCGAAAUAAAUAAUUAACAAUUA